GUCCAGGUGUUCCAAUUCCAGCCAGGCCCUGGUGAAGGAGACGCCCGGCGAGGACUCGAAGCCCUUUGAAGCCCCCCGAGCUGCCCCAGCCCCUUCCCACCCCCCCAGCAGCCCCCCACUCCGGGGACAUUCCCUGCCCAAACCCUCCCCCUGCUUUGCCCCCACUUACCCCUCUUCCAGCAUCUUCCAGUCCAGGAAUUCCAGGGCCCAGCAGCGGGAUGAGCCUCCACCAGCAUCCACCACGCAGCCCGAAGGCUCCGACUCCGUCAUUUUGCUCAAGGUGAAGGAUCCCAGAACUCCAGCCCCGAGCCCCCCCUUCUUCCAGGCAGAGCUGUGGAUCAAAGAGCUGACCAGCGUCUACGACUCCCGAGCUCGGGAGAGGUUGAGGCAAAUUGAGGAGAAAAAAGCUUUGGCUUUGCAGCUGCAGAACCAGAGGCUGCAGGAGCGGGAGCAGGCGGUGCCGGAGCGGGUGGAUCUGAACCUGCGGGUGCCUCUGGAGAAGGAGAUCCCGGUGACGGUGGGGCCGGAGGAGAAGGAGGAGGAUUCCAAGGGCCCCGAGGGAGAGGAGGAGUUCCCGGAGAUCACCGAG
Lepidothrix coronata (blue-crowned manakin) is the source of this 589-nucleotide messenger RNA. Its product is annotated as sentrin-specific protease 1-like. The record is from RefSeq and is a predicted model, not a curated record. Lineage: Eukaryota; Metazoa; Chordata; Aves; Passeriformes; Pipridae. The annotation marks the transcript as partial. The transcript is spliced from 5 exons.